AUGAUCUUCUCCAUCUUUUCCAAGCUCAUACUGCUAGCAGCUGUCGUGCAUGCUCAAGGACAGGCUCCGUACCAGAACGCUACUAGUACGGCUGUUCCUACUACUGUUGCACCCGGUACAAACAGCACUAGCUAUCCACCCACUACUAUAGGUUCUUCACAAUCGAAUCUCACGACGAGUCUUGUUCCCCCUACUACUCAUUUAAACACGACCAGCACUCCUUCAAAGAGCUCUUUUCCCGGCUAUCCUAUAAGUCACCUUAAUACAAGCAGCACUCCAAUUUAUCCAACUACCAAUUCAAGCAGGACAAGAGGACCUACCUUCCCUACUUCUAACAGCUCUGUUCCAACUGUUCCUCCCGGAAGUGCAAAUGUAACUAGUACUCCUUACUUCCCUACUUCUAACAGCUCUACUCCAACUGUUCCUACGGGUAGUGCAAAUGCAACAGUCGCACCUUCCUCUUCUGUCGGAAACGGCACUGCUCCAAUCGUUCCUCCGGGAAGUGCAAAUGUAACUAGUACUCCUUACUUCCCUACUUCUAACAGCUCUGCUCCAACUGUUCCUACGGGUAGUGCAAAUUCAACAGUCGCACCUUCCUCUUCUGUCGGAAACGGCACUGUUCCAACUGUUCCUACGGGCAGCACAAACACGACUGGUGCACCUAUCCCAUCUGGUGUCUCUAGCACUCCUAUUGGUACGAACAGCAGUAGUGCCUUCCCAAUCAGUAGCUCGGCAACCUGGAAUACCAGCAGCCGUCCUGCGCCUAUUCUCAAUGGUAACACAACUACUAUGCCAUCUGCGGCCGGUCAAACAUUGCCGUUGAAGGGCUUUGCCGCCUUCUUUGCUUUACUCGUUGCGUCCAUUGCUUUCUUAAUGUAAAAGCAUCUAAUAUAGCAGCCAACUUUUAAUUCCAAUGAGUAUUGCAAAUCAUUUAUGGGCAAAUAGAAGGCUCAAAUCUAGAGUUUGUUUUUUUUUUGUUUAUUUUUUCUUUCAUACUUUUAUUUCAAGAACAGCUUUUACUGUACAUGCUUUUUUUUCAUUUUUUUCUUGAUCUUUUUGAACUUUUUGACUUUUAAUCGCUGCUUCGCUUUUCGUAAACUACAUAGUUAAUUAAUUGAAACUUAU
Molecule: messenger RNA, 1125 nt
Organism: Schizosaccharomyces cryophilus OY26
Lineage: Eukaryota; Fungi; Ascomycota; Schizosaccharomycetes; Schizosaccharomycetales; Schizosaccharomycetaceae
Exons: 1
Coding region: 1-879 (292 amino acids)
Source: RefSeq, a predicted model, not a curated record